This is a messenger RNA of Phascolarctos cinereus (koala), 6600 nucleotides long. RefSeq names its product coiled-coil domain containing 85C (gene CCDC85C). Gene Ontology annotation, cellular component: apical junction complex. The record is from RefSeq and is a predicted model, not a curated record. NCBI's taxonomy places the organism in Eukaryota, Metazoa, Chordata, Mammalia, Diprotodontia, Phascolarctidae.
CCUCCCUCUCGGGGCCGCGAUGGCCAAGAACACGUCGGAAGGGUCGGGCAAGGAGGAUCUGAGCAAGGUUCCGGACGAGGAGCUGCUACGCUGGAGCAAGGAGGAGCUGGCGCGGCGGCUGCGGCGGGCAGAGGGCGAGAAGAUGGGCCUCAUGGUGGAACACGGGAACCUGAUGAAGGACGUCAACCGGCGGCUGCAGUUGCACCUCCACGAGAUCCGCGGCCUCAAGGAGGUCAACCAGAAACUGCAGGACGACAACCACGAGCUGCGGGAGCUCUGCUGCUUCCUGGACGACGACCGGCAAAAAGGCAAGAAGCUGUCGCGUGAGUGGCAGCGCUUCGGUCGCCACACGGCCGGCGUGCUGUGGAAGGAGGUGGCCCUGUCCCAGCAGAAGCUGCGCGAGCUGGAGGCCCGCCAGGAGGCCCUGGUGCGGGAGAACCUGGAGCUCAAAGAGAUCGUGCUCAUGCUGGACGAAGAGCGCAGCGGCGCCGGCUCCCGCAGCUCCAUCGACAGCCAGGCCAGCCUCACCAACCUGGCGGGGGUCGCCGGGGGUACGGGGGCCCGCGACGUGGGCGACGGCAGCAGCACGUCCAGCACGGGCAGCGGCGGCAGCCCGGACCACCACCACCACCCGCUGCACCCCCAUGGGCACCUGCCGCCGCCAGGCCCUCAGCAGCCGCAGCAGCCCGCCGCCCCCGCGCCUCCGCUUCACAAAGCUGCGGACCCUAAGUCCGGCGCCACCAGAAGAUCCUUGGACGACCUGUCCGCGCCCCUGCACCAUCGGAGCAUCUCCAAUGGACUCAACGACUCCUCUUGCAAUUACAUCAGACAAUUGGAAACGAAGGUGAAACUGCUGGAGGAUGACAACAAGCUUCUCUCUCAGGUAACAAGCCGCCACAUCCGGUCAAGGAGCUGGCUCCAGCAGUCCAGUUCUGGGGACUUCAGGACUCUUCGGAAGGGGCUGUCCCCUUAUCACUCAGAGUCACAGCUGUCAUCCUUGCCACAGUACCAGGAUGCCCUGCAGAAUGGUCCUGCUCACAUGACAGCCGAGCUUUCUUCCUCCCCUGCAAUGGGCUAUGUCCCUAUGGGACAUAAACCUGAGGCAGUAGUGCAUGCUAUGAAGGUCUUGGAAGUUCAUGAAAACCUGGACAGGCAGAUACAGGACAGUUACGAGGAGGACCUGAGCGAAAAGGAGAAAGCAAUCGUCCGUGAAAUGUGCAAUGUUGUAUGGAGGAAGCUUGGAGAUGCAGCAAGUUCCAAACCUUCCAUCCGACAGCACCUUUCAGGAAACCAGUUCAAGGGGCCCUUGUAGGAGCUUUACUCUGAAGACUGGGGAUGAGUGUGUAUGGGGGAAUGACUUCUUAGGAAUGGGACACUGGGAGAUGCACAAGAGGGCAAGAGGGAGGGACCUCUCACUCCCUCUGGCUGCCAGAAUUAUUUUUGUGGUGUUCUUUGUAAAUAUGGCAGCUUUGGUCUAGGGUACUCUUGAGGUCCUAGGAUGGCUUUUCACUGGGGAAGCAGUCAUUUUCCAUAUACUACAAAUUGAGUCCUGAUCAUCCUGUUUCAGAAAUACCCAACUGGAGGGUUUUGGGUGGCCCAGUGGAGCCCCUCUCACCUGCUUGAAUAUAUGGACAACUUUUCCCAUCUUUGGUACUGAAAUGGCUUUUUCAAGAGUGAGUUGGAAUGAGGUGCAAGUUUCUGGUUGGGUUGUUCAAAACCUAGCCUAGAAGUUCCACUUUCCUUUUUGGGGGUUUUCAGCCAUAUAAUUCCUGGGGUCAUGGUGGUAUGGGUUGGGGGUACAAUUUCUGAUAACCCUAGUUUGUGCUUUUAGAAUCCCCUAGGGGAAAAGACCCUUGAUAUCAGAAGAUUCAUCUCAUCCUGUCUCAUACUUAAUCCAUCCCAAAAAGAGCCUAAUGAGAUACUGGGCUUCUUUUGUUUAUUUACUUAGCCCUGAACAAAGGUACCACGUAGUUUUCUUCCUCAUGUGAAUAACUUUCCUCAUGAUACCAUGGAUCAGAACACCAUUUCAUGCUUUAACAUUUAUGUCUUGAGAAAUCUGAUGUAGUAUCUUGAUGGUGGCCAAUCCCCACAAUCCACCAGCUUCCCUUUCAUAGACCAAGUCCCUUUUGCCACGAGCCAGGUGAAGUUUCCUUUGAACUCUGAGGUUGAGUCCUGUUAGGCAAGUAAACAACCUGGAGUUUACUGUGGAAAAGGCCUGGAGUGCUCUGUGAAAACACCCGGGAACUGGUCCACAUUAGUAUUAGUUACUUCAAAGACCAAAAUGAGUCUACCUUUUCUCUAUUACCUACUUUCUCUCCCCACUAAGUCUUGGUUGAGAACUUCAUAUCUCCAAGGAUUUUAUGUGUAGUUUUUCUCCUUCCUACACUUCCCACCAUAGUUUACUGUGGUUUGUUCCUGGUGAUGAGUCUCUCCAGACAGUGGAGGAUCUUUAGAUGAAAUAAAUUUCCUUUGUUGGGCCUUUAGUGGAAAUUUUUCUAGAUUGAAAGUGCUGGGCAAGUCUUGUACAUUGCUGACAUAAGACUUUGAGAAUCUAGGGAGUUUCUUAUCAGUGGGUCAUAAAUUGAUGUUUUAUAAACCUCAAGGGUUUUUAGUCUCCUCCAUGGAAUUGCUCCUUGCUUAGGCUUCUUGAUGAUCUUCUAUCACGGGUUGUUCUCUCUCCAAUUCAGGAAUAUUUUAGUCCAAUUUAAUUGACAGAAGAGAAACAAAGGUCUCUGUAGAAAACAGACAUUGCCUUCUCAGAAUGUAUCCUCUGCUUUUACACACACACACACACACACACACACACACACACACACACACAAAAUUACAUUAAAAUUUUAGAGUUGGAAGGGAUUUCAAUUGCCAUCUAGUCCAACCCAUAUGUGGGAAACUGUCCCCACCACCUGACAAAUGGUCAUUGGGCCUUUGCUUAAAGACCACCAGUGAGGGGGAACCUACUGAAGCCCAAGGCAGCCCAUAUCCACUUUGGGGCAAGUAGAUAGCCCUAAUUAUUAGGAAGUUUCCCCUUAAUAUCAAGCAUAAAUUUACCUCUAUUUGCAAUUUCUACCCAUUGCUCCUGCUAAUGUUCUCUGUGGCCAAACACAAUGAAUCUAAUUUCUUUUCUACAUUACAUAACCUUUUAAGUAUCUGAAGGCACCUGUCAUAACGCAUCUUCUCUCCUAAUCCCUUAGACCCAUCCUCAUCUGGAAUGGACAUGAGGACUUUUACAAUUCUAGUUGCCCAAUCUCCACCCCCUCCCCAAUUUAUCCACAUCCUUUCUAAAAUGUAGUAAACAGAAACGAACACCAUUCUUCAGGUGUGGUCUAACAUGGGCCAAAUACAAAGAAACUAUCACUUUAUUCCCAUAAAGCUAUGCCUCUCAAUACACAGCCCAAGAAAACAGCUUCUCUUGGCUGCCAUAUACUGUCGACUCAUAUUGAGCUUGAAUUUUAAUAAAACCCCCAGACCUUUUCUGAUGAACCACUGUCUAACCCUAUCUUGUAUUUGUGACUUUACGGAACUUGUCUAAGCCUUUACAUUUAUCCUUAAUAAAUAGCAUCUCAUUAGAUUCAGCCCGAUUUUCUAACCUAUCAACACUGUGUCAUCUAACAUCUACUGUGGUUGGCUUGCAAAGUUGUUAAGGAUGCCAUCUCUCCAUUUAUCUAAAUCUUUGAUGAAGAUUUCCUAGUCCAACCACAUAUCCUUGAAGAACUCCUGCAGACCCAUGAAGUUCAUAUGGAACUACCAAUGACAUGACCAUGAACCACUUAACUGGUUCUGAAUCAAAUUAAAUUGUGAAAUCUGAAUUAAAAUUGUACUCGUAUCUAUUCAACAGUUCUCCAGAGAUACUUCAUUGUUUUGCUAAAAUCUAGGGAACCUUUAUUUCCCUGACAUAUCAUUUAAUAACUAUGUGGAAAAACAGAAGUAAGUUUAGUCUGGAAUGGCUUGUUCUUGACCUUUUAAUUAGGAAUGAAUUUCAUUUGGGAACCAGUUCCUUCCAAGCCUCUAUUUAGACCCAGAAGGUAGCUGGAAGCUCUCUCUCUCUCUCUCUCAGCACCUUAGCUGGGGCUGCAUAUGGGCUUUUGCACUAUUUCCAAUUCUUCUACUCAGUAAAUAGGAAUUAAUGGAUUUGUAAGCAGAGCCAGAGCUGACCUGAGCUGACUAGAAGCCAGGAAGGAAUUGUCCAAAGUCAAAGAGAAUUAAGGCACUGCCCAAGAAGGGACUGGAUAGGAAGCCCAGCAUUUAACUAUUGGGAUAUCAGACCUGACCCUCCAGUGAGGCAUAGUGGAAAGAGCACUGACUUGGGAAUCCACAAACCUGUGUUCUAGUCCUCCCUCAGUUAUUUAUUAUGUGGCCUUAGCUAAGUUACUUCUCUCUAGGGCUAUUUCCUCAUGAAAAAUCUGUCUCCCUCAUGUGAGUGUCACAAGAAUCAAAUGACAUAAUGGACAUAAAAGGGCUUUGCAAAACUGAAGGUUCUACUAAGUGAGAAGCCAUUACUAUUUUUCUGGAAGGUGGAAAAUGUUGAAAUUUAGUGAUGUCAACUCAGUUUCCUCAUCCUACAAUGAGGGGAUUGGGCUAUAUUGCAGCUCUAACAUUAUGCAUUUCUAAAUCUAAAGUCCUGAUUCAUUGAUGGUCUACCAUUGUUUUUUAAUUCACAUCAUUUCCAAUAAAUUGUAGGUGGAUAAGUGACAUUGUCUAUUUUCAUGCCCAGUUUCUUUGUCUCCUUCAAGUAUACUUGGAAAUAGGGCUCUACUGAGUCACUUUUCCCUUCUGAUAUAUUACGGUGAUUUGAAUUCCCUUCCUUAAAAAUUGAGGCAACACAUCAUAGUAGUUUGAUUUGCCCUUGAAGCCAACAAGAUAUAAUCCUGGACAAAUCCCUGAACUUCCCAGCGGUCUUAGGCAAUUUUCUAAGGCUGUAAAAGUUACAGAGAAGUCUUAAGUUGGUAGAAGGAGUUUCCUAUACCAGAGAAAUCAUAGGUCCAGUUCCUAUCCUCGACUGACCUUAAAAGUUCACAUUUUUAAAAUGCUGAAUCCAAACCUUCAUUUGUUCAUGGGAUAUGUGAUUGUGAGAUCACUGCUCAGUGAUUUCCCUCAUUUGUAUGACUUUGCUGCUGACUUCUCUCUAUCACCAUGGGGCUUUUGAAUGGUAAUGAUUUACUCUAGCAAUUCAAUCUUGAGAUGCAAGUAAGAGUUUGCAAGUAUGAAGCACAUUUUUGUAAUGGUUGUAAAAGUUACAGGUAGGCAGAUUUCAUAUCAUUAUAAGCAAGAACUUCUGAACAUAGUGGCCUUGAAGAGAUUCCUUCAUUGGAUGGGUGGCCCCUUCUAAUAAUGUUCAGUUUUUCUCUUAACACUGCAGACCUGCAAAUGAGAUGACAAAUUCAGUUUGUUAAGAGACAACAGACAUCUUUGAUGUCUAUUUGGAAAUGCAUUGGCUAAGACAACUGCACAAAAAAGCAAUAACCAACAUUGAUUUGACCCAUAAAUCCAAAAAUGAAUAGUAGAGUGACCUUUGCAAGUUACAUUUUAGCUCUAACACUUUUUCUGCCAAUACCUGCUUCCAAAUUGGGGCACAAGUUAUGAAGCAGUUUUCCCACAGAAUCACACUUUUAGGCAGCAUCUUAGUAUGUAAAUAAUCUUUAAGUCUCUGUUAAUUCUGAUUUCACUCUGCCACAGCCCAAACCAGAAAGGGAUAGCUUCCAGGUUGAAGAUGGCACCCAAUUAUGUUCCCAAGAGGCUAGUGUUUCUUCUAUGGACUUUUGAGUUUGUUUUAUUUGGGGGACACAGGAAACUUACUAAGUACCUAAAUAAGACAUGCCUCUACCAAAGUACACAAAGUAUACAAUAUACAGUCUAUCUAGAUACGGAAGACACCUGAAUACUAUCUUAUGAAUCCCUAAGCCUAGAUUCUGGUUGUCCUUAAAGCCUAAAUCUUUGCUGUCUUCCAGAGCAACUGAACAGCAUUUCUUAAGUUUCGUUACAACAGCUGUACUGCAGUGUUUACUAUCAAGCUGUGCUGGGGUGACCCAUUGUACCUCAGAAUCCAAACCUGUUGAACACAAGAAGGCACAUUUUUAUUCAAAUGUCACUAAUGUUAUGUCAGUGUUUAAACAAAAGGAAAGUGACCUUUCAUCUUUUUGAACUGGAGAGGGCAAGAAUAAGACUACUGAUCUUUUAAAGAAGCAAAGUGCGUGACUAUAAAGUGGUAAAAUUGUAUAUUUUUCAUAAAGUGGGGCAUGUCUCUUUGUGCUGCUCUGUGGAAAUCUGCUGGAAAGUGUAUGAUUUCUGUAUAGCCUGUGACUUGCCAGUGCCCAACCAACCCCCCCACCCCAUUUUUUCAUAGACUGUGAUUUACAUGAGAACUGGAACAAAUAUGUUCCUGCUGUUUGUGUACAGAGCAAAAAGCCCUUUAGACUUUAGCACGAAUUUUUACCUUUUACUGAAACCACUUUGAUUUUCUUGGGAGAAGGAAAAUAGAUUUUUUUGGACAAUGUGUGGUUAAAAACAUUGAUUUGAAAUAUUUUAGUAAAAUGAAGUCAGAGAUAUGAUUGUGAUAGUGUAUACUUGCAGUUAAAUGAAAUAAAGUAACUUCUUUGUAAGCAA